CGCUUACCUGGCCGCGUGUGGCUCCUCCCCCUGCAGCCGACCCGCCAAACCGUUGACGUCAUCGUCGCCAUGAUGAGCGACAGCUGAGCGGGGGCGCAGGUGCGCGACACACCUGGGACAAAACGCCGUCAAGCUGGUCGGCUGCGCGUUGUGUUGCUCGCGGCUCACGUGGCGUCACGUGAAAGGAUCGGCGCCCGCUGUCCGUGGUAAAGGGGGCAAAAAGGAGAAACGGAAAAACAAGCCAAACGCUUGCGGUGCUUUUACGAUGUCGCGAAAGGAAAGUUUGGAUGACGACGUCACCCGGCCAGAAGCGCACAGCUCGCAGCCAAUCAACAUCGCCGGCGGGGAGUUCGUAGCCAGCAGGGGCAACUGGAGAGAGCGUUUGUCAUCGUCGGCUCCACCCGUCCCGAAUCCGUUCCCGGAGUUGUGCGGCCUCACCCGCUCUCCCGUCCCCUCGACGACGGCCUCGCUGGCAGCCAGCGACAAACAACAGCGUCAGAAGCGCACCUCGGAACCGAGCGAAUGGAGCCCUCAAAGUCUGGACGGAGGCAAACUGCUGAAGGUUUUCGGCGAGGACGAGCAUGCCCGCUCGCUUCGGGUGAGCGACGGCGCCACGGCGAUGGACGUUUGUCGCAUGCUGGUGACGACGGGGGGCUGCGGCGAGCGGGAGCACUGGGCCCUCAUGGAGGUCCAUCCCGCGCUCGGCCUCGAGAGGUGCCUGGAGGACCACGAGGCGGUGCUGGAGGUUCAGGCCAGCUGGGCCGUCAAGGCCGACACGCGGCUCGUCUUCUGCAAGAAUUACGCCAAGUACGAGUUCUUCCGGAAGCCGGCGCUCUUCUUCCCGGACGCCAUGAUCUCGGACAGUGCAGACGGCGGCAAACCGAUGACGUCGCAACAGCUCGUGCAGGAUCUGGUCCAUUCGGGCUCGUGUCCCGAGAUCCAAGGCUUCCUCCACGUGAAGGACAGCACGCGCAAAUCUUGGAAGCGCGCGCACUUCUUCCUGCGCCGCUCGGGUCUUUACUCCUCGUCCAAGGGCGCGUCCAAGGAACCGAGACACCUGCAGUACGUGGCCGACCUUCGCGACCUUCACGUCUACAACGUCGUCAACGCACGGAAACUUUACGCCGCGCCCCAAAACUUUUGCUUCGCCAUCACGUCCUCAGGAAGUCCGGUCCGCCUUCACCAUGUGAAGAUGUUGUGCGCUGACAGCGAGCAGACCAGAACCUGCUGGACCUCGGCCUUCCGAUUGUUUAAGUAUGGGAAGCAGCUGCAGUGUAACUUCCAACAGUCCAAGUUGACCCAUCGCGGUCUGGAGGGAAGCAACCUGACGGAGGGCAAAGCCAAGUCGGAGGACAACCUGGUGGCCAUGGACUUUUCCGGAGGCUCCGGCGGUCGAGUCAUCGAGAACCCGAGCGAGGCCGAGUGCGCCGACUGGCAGGAGGGCCGAGCGCGGCGGCGUCGUGAAGGUCUUCGCAGCAGCCUGCCCAACUUGAGCUCAGCCUCAGGACCGCCCCCAGUGCUCCACGCCGGCCAGGCGUGGUUCCACGGUAACGUGUCCCGGAAGCGAGCGGAGACGCUGCUCGAGGAACAGGGCCUGGUUGACGGGACGUUCCUGAUUCGAGUGAGCCAGCGGCACGCUCAGUGUUUCGUGUUGUCGCUGUGCUUCGAGCUGAAGGCCAAACACUUCCUGGUCAUCCCUUGCGAGGACGGCGGGCGGCAGUACCUGACGAUGGACGACGGCGUGACGCUGUUCACCGACCUCCUGCAGCUGGUGGACUUCCACCAGAUCAACAAGGGCAUCCUGCCCGUCUGCCUCAAGCGCCCGUGCGUGUGCGCGGCGCUUUGACCCGUCAACCGCCGCGUGAGGCCACGCCCUUUUUACCGCCGCCCUUUUUUUCAAAAUGACUGACGGCGACACGUGCGCGCACGUUUGUCGACGGAUGGUCACGCCCGCGCAGGGUCAUGUGACCCGAAUCGGAAAGUACCAUGUCACCCUCCCCCCCCCUCCCUCCACACCCACCACAUUUUGUACAUUUUAGCACAUUUGUAAUAUUUGAGCGUGAUUUUUUUUUUAAAUUCAGAACUAGGUUUGUAAGUUUUCUACGUAUAAAAUAAAACGUUUCAUAUGAAA
Messenger RNA from Hippocampus zosterae (dwarf seahorse), 2131 nucleotides. It is a transcript of the gene grb7, whose product is annotated as growth factor receptor bound protein 7. The record is from RefSeq and is a predicted model, not a curated record. Gene Ontology annotation, biological process: signal transduction. The transcript is spliced from 14 exons. The coding region runs from base 266 to 1846 and encodes 526 amino acids. NCBI's taxonomy places the organism in Eukaryota, Metazoa, Chordata, Actinopteri, Syngnathiformes, Syngnathidae.